Molecule: messenger RNA, 1992 nt
Organism: Cavenderia fasciculata
Lineage: Eukaryota; Evosea; Eumycetozoa; Acytosteliales; Cavenderiaceae
Exons: 2
Coding region: 1-1992 (663 amino acids)
Biological process (GO): protein polyubiquitination; ubiquitin-dependent protein catabolic process
Molecular function (GO): ubiquitin protein ligase activity
Source: RefSeq, a predicted model, not a curated record
AUGGCAGAUUUACCAUUUACAUAUGAUGAUGAGUCAAAAGUUGAUGAAUCGAUUGAAUGUCCAAUUUGUUAUUGUCCGUUGAUCGACCCGGUUGAGCAUUCAUCCUAUCAAUCACAAUGUGUUCAUAUGUUUUGUAGAGCAUGUGUUGGCAAGUUGGACAAGUGUCCCUUUUGUCGUAUGGCUGUUGAAAAGUGGGAGGCCGUCGCUCUGACUCCAUCAACACAACGAUUUAUAUUUGGACCACUCGCCGAGUUAAAGGUGACCUGUUCAUCAUGUACCAUGCCUACCACUAGAAAGGAGAUUGUAAAACAUGUCGAGACUUGUGGUAUCAAGCUACCAUCUGGUUUUGUACCAGUUGCUGUUAAUACUCAUGCUGCUAAUAAUACCAAUAAUGCCAAUAAUGGUCAAGGUUUCAUUCAACAAAUUGGUUCAACAACUAGAAAUAUUAUUCAAUCAUUUAGAGGUACUGGUCAAAAUCAAAAUAAUCAAAAUAAUAAUCAAAAUAAUAAUAAUAAUAAUAAUCCAACUACUAACAACAAUCAAAAUAAUCAACAACAACAACAACAACUCCCCGAUACUAACGCAAUUAAUAAUGGUAAUAAUAAUGAUGGAAAUCAACAUAUGACAAUUCAACAAAUACCAAUCCAACAGCAACAACAACAACCACAACAAAUACCAAUCCAACAACCACAACAACAAAUACCACCAUAUCUUCAACAACCACAACAACAAAUACCACCAUACCAACAACAACCAUAUCAACAACAACAACAACAACAACAACAAAUACCAAGUGCACCAAGAUAUAUUCAAGGACAAAGUUUUAAUGAUCAUAAUUCUGUUACGGUUCAAUCCCAAUCGAUUGUACCAUCGACAGUUGUACCGAUUUCAUCGAUUUAUACUGCACCACAAAUGAAUAAUCCAGUAUACAGUCCAUAUACUCCCUAUUCACCAUAUGGACAUGCCAACUCGAGAACUUAUAAUACAUACUAUGGAGGCGGUAGUGCAAUGGGUGGUGUAGGCUACUCUAGUAACUAUCCACCUCCCCCAUCUUCCAUUUAUGUUGCACCACCUGCUCAUCUUCAACAACAACAACAACAAUCAGUGUAUACACCCAACAAUAUCAACAACUAUGGUACUGGUAAACCAUCAUACCCACCUCCACCAGUAUACUCAUUUCACAAUACUGCAGCACAAACCUCUGCAUUCAACAACCCAUCACAAAUGCAAUCGUCUGUUUUUAUGGCUCCAUCUCUACCAUCACAUUUGUCAUUUGACACUUCCUUGGCACUAUCGGCUACAGCUUCGCUAAUGCCAGAACCACCCAAAACAUUCAGUCCUAAAACAAUCGAGUAUGCAGGUCAAGUAUACCUCGAAGGUGAAGUACUUGCCAACCGUAAAUUCAACGGGUCACUAUUCAGUGGUAUCGAGAUGAAACACUGUAAUAUCGUCGCAGCACAGUUUGUCAAUUGUUUCUUUGAAAACUGUCAGUUUGAUACAUGUGAUUUCCAACAAUCAAUCUUUAUCGAUUGUGUCUUUGACAGUUGCACUCUAUCACUGUGUAACAUGUCAAUGUCGGAGCACCAAAACACCUAUUUCCAUCUGUGUACCACCGGUGAGACCAAUAUGUUUGGCAUCAAGACAUCCAAACUCAACUUUGGCAACUGUACCCUAAACUCUACCAACUUUGCCCAAGCCCAAUUAGCCGGUGCCCUAUUCCAAACCAGUUAUCUCACCAACUGUAACUUUUCAAGUGCCCAUAUGUACAAUACCGAUCUUUCAUCAUCCAAACAAAUCAGUUGUCUAUUUAAAGAUGCCAAUUAUAAUCCAACAAUAUUAAUUAAUAAUAAUAGUCAUAUUACAGGCAACAAUAUUAAUAGUGAUGGUUCAGUCAUCUCAAGUGUUAAUAAUAACCCCUCAAUGGUUCAUCAUAUUAAUCUAAAUUCAAAUCCAUCACCACAACCAACAGCUUUAAAAUAUACUUUUAAAUAA